Messenger RNA from Aspergillus fumigatus Af293, 1695 nucleotides. Its product is annotated as RAD52 DNA repair protein RADC. Gene Ontology annotation, cellular component: nucleus. Lineage: Eukaryota; Fungi; Ascomycota; Eurotiomycetes; Eurotiales; Aspergillaceae. The record is from RefSeq and is a predicted model, not a curated record. Gene Ontology annotation, biological process: mitotic recombination; DNA recombinase assembly; double-strand break repair via single-strand annealing.
AUGCCAAAUUCGACAGGAAAUAUGUCCGGCAACCCAUUUGAAGAGCCACCUCGGCGAAUCAGCGAGUAUACGGCGCAGGAAAUUGCUACACUCCAAGCACGUCUGGAUAAGAAACUGGGCCCUGAAUACAUCUCCUCGAGGCCUGGCGCAGCGGGACAGAAGGUGCACUAUCUAUCCGCAGACAAAUGCAUCAAUCUUGCCAACGAGGUAUUUGGCUUCAACGGCUGGUCGAGUUCGAUACAGAAUAUUCAGAUUGAUUUUGUUGAGGAAAGUCAAAAUACUGGGAAAAUUAGCUUGGGCUUAUCAGUCAUUGUGAGGGUAACACUGAAGGAUGGUACUUACCAUGAAGAUAUCGGUUACGGUCAUAUUGAGAAUUGCAAAGGAAAGGCUGCUGCUUUUGAAAAGGCCAAGAAAGAAGGGACUACUGAUGCACUUAAACGUGCGUUGAGGAAUUUUGGAAACGUCCUGGGUAACUGCAUAUACGACAAGGAUUAUGUUGCGAAAGUUACCAAAGUGAAAGCCACACCUGCAAGAUGGGAUGUUGACGAUCUUCACCGGCAUCCUGACUACGCACCGAUAAAGGAGCCUGUUCUAGCAAAACCUGUCCCAGAGGAUGACGACCUACCUCCUCGACUACCGGAUGCUGGGAAAUCUACAAGUACAAAUGAUACAACUGUGUUUGAUGGCGAUGGGGAGUUUGGAAGUGAUCUCUUUGACGAGGCCGAUUUUGGAGUUACGGCUUCUGGGAACCCCGAUGAGAUAGUACUGGGACCAGAAACACAAGCAAAACCACAGCCACCAACUCCUGUAAAGACAGGCCCUCAGGGGAAUUUUCACCGCCCAAACCCUGCAGUCGUAACACCUUCCAGGCCAGAAAAGCCAUUCAACCAAACAGUCAACAACAGACAGCCUUCCGUCCUGCCCUCUCUCAAUCAAAGACAUAAUCCUGCGCUGCAAAACCAAUAUGCCGGACAAAGGCAACCUGUCCCGCAAGGACAACAGCAGAACUUUCAAAACAGCAGAAUGGCGCCCCCAGAUCAACCAAGAACUAGCCAAGAUUCAAACUUGCCAAGCGCAGCAGGGCAAAUGCCUGUCAAGCGAGAAAUCGAUGCUAAAGCUCAGGACACAGCUCCCCCCGCCAGUUCACCCUCUGUUCUGCCUGCCUCAUUCUUUUCAGCUCGAGCAGUAGAUUUGUUGCGGGAAAACCCACAUACUGCCGUGAAUGCUCCCCAAUUUGAUCCUCACGCCGAAAGUCCCUCGAUCCGCAAGACAGCAGGCGUCGAUCAUAGCAAGAGUGUCCCGAUAUCGAAGCCAAUGCUUGCGGCAGCCUCACCAGCUUCAAACAAUACGCGCGACUUUAUCAAUCCUUCCACGGACAUGCAUCGGAAAAUUGGCGCCCCUGGUGGUAUUGGCAGUCCAAUGAUGAACCGUGGUCAGACGACUUCAUCAUACCGCCCACUGACUCGGCAAAAUCUCGAUCCAAAACAAGCUAUAAGCAACGCAGCUGCAGACAGAGCCGGUUUUGGACCACCCAAUGUUAAUGGGAAACGACCACCUUUAAGUGACGUGACGAAUGCAUCUGUCUCUGGCAGCAGCGGGCCUGCUUCAGCAGUCAAUGCCAAUGAUCCCAAAAGACCCAAGAUUGAUGGGAAUUCGACGCCAUCCUUACCGCCGCAGCAGCAACAGCAGCAAUAG